This is a messenger RNA of Cygnus olor (mute swan), 2499 nucleotides long. RefSeq names its product keratin, type II cytoskeletal 6C-like. The transcript is spliced from 9 exons. Gene Ontology annotation, biological process: keratinization; intermediate filament organization. Gene Ontology annotation, cellular component: keratin filament. Bases 106 to 1806 code for a protein of 566 amino acids. Lineage: Eukaryota; Metazoa; Chordata; Aves; Anseriformes; Anatidae. Gene Ontology annotation, molecular function: structural constituent of skin epidermis. The record is from RefSeq and is a predicted model, not a curated record.
GUGGAGCCAGAGAAGACUGCACACACUUCUCUCCACAUCCAUCCCUCAGCAGCACAGCUCCGUUGGUCUCUCUCCUCUCCUCGACUCCACUUGGAAGAAGCAGCCAUGUCUCGGCAGUCAAUCUGCAGAAGCUUUGGAGGCGGAAGCAGAAGGGGAUACAGCUCUUGCUCUGCCAUCGGUGGUGGCUUUGGAGGAAGUGGGGGCAGAAGCAGGAUCAGCUAUAGCUCGUUCUCCACAUCCAGGGGAACUGGAGGCGCCGGACGUUGUGGAGGUUUUAGCAGCAGGAGCCUCCACAACAUGGGUGGCAGCGGAAGGAUUUCCAUGGGUGGCUCUUAUGGCAGUGGAUACGGAUGUAGAAUUGUUGGCUUUGGUGGAGGCUAUGGAGGAGGAUUUGGCAGCAUUGGAGGAGGUGUCAUUGGUGGAGGAAUAGGCAGCUUUGGUGGCCCUGUGAGAGGUGGUCCUGGGUUCCCCGGAGGCAUCCAGCCGGUGCAGGUUGACACAACCCUCCUGCGGCCAGUCCAUGUUGAUAUUGAUCCUCAGAUCCAGCAAGUGAAGUGCCAGGAGAAGGAGCAGAUCAAGACUCUUAACAAUCAGUUUGCUUCCUUCAUUGACAAGGUGCGCUUCCUGGAGCAACAGAACAAGGUGCUCUCCACCAAGUGGGAGCUCCUGCAGCAGCAAGGGCCCUCAGGGCCGAGGAAGAACCUGGAUGUCCUCUUUGAGAAUUACAUCCAGAACCUGAGGAGGAGGCUCGAGUCUCUAGUGGGACAGAGGGGAGAGCUGGAGUCGGAACUGCAGAACAUGCGGCAAUACGUCGAGGAGUACAAAACCAAGUAUGAAGAAGAAAUCAACAGGCGCACGGCUGCUGAGAACGAGUUUGUGGUGCUGAAGAAGGAUGUGGACUGUGCCUACAUGACCAAAGUGGAGCUGGAAGCCAAGGUGGGAGCUCUGACCGACGAGAUCAACUUCCUGAGGUGCAUCUAUGAGGAGGAGCUGGCUCAGAUGCAGACGAUCAGCCGGGACUUGUCUGUGGUGGUGUCGAUGGACAACAACCGCCACUUGGACCUGGACAGCAUCAUCGAGGAGGUCAGGCGCCAGUACGAGCAGAUCGCUCAGAACAGCCGGGCUGAAGCUGAGGCUUGGUACCAGAGCCGGUAUGAAGAGCUGCAGAGCACAGCUGGCAGGCAUGGGGACAGCCUGCGCAACACCAAGAUCGAGAUCCAGGAGCUGACCAGGAAUGUCCAGAGGCUGCGGGCUGAAAUUGAGAGCGUGAAGAAGCAGAACCAGCAGCUGCAGGCAGCUAUUGCUGAGGCCGAGGAGCGGGGUGAGAUGGCUCUGAAGGAUGCCAGGAGGAAACUGGAGGAGCUGGAAUGUGCCCUGAGCAAAGACAAGGAGGAGCUGGCUCGCCUGUUGAAGGAGUACCAGGAGCUGCUGAACAUCAAGAUUGCCCUGGAUGUGGAGAUUGCCAUGUACAGGAAGCUGCUGGAGGGAGAGGAGAACAGGCUGUGUGGAGACAAUCCAGCCAACGUGAACGUCUCUGUGGUAGGCAGAACCACCAUUGCUGGAGGCAGAGUUGGUGGCUUUGGUGCCGGCAGUGGCAUGGGAGGAGGAGUAUGUGCGGUUGGAGGAGGAAGCAUCGUCGGAGGCAGCUGUGGAGUGGGAGGAGGGAUGUACAGCGGUGGCUUCUCCUCUGGCAGUGGAAGAAUGUGCAGCUCUGGAGGUGGCAGCUUCAUUACUGGAGGUGGAUCCUCCUCAGUACGGAGAUGUGUCACAACCACAACGGUCAAAUCUUCAGGUGUAAAAUACUGAGUCCCGACCUCAGUCCCUCAAAGGAAAGAAGCAUCUCCCAUCCUCAGCCAGUGGCACAGCCCCUUGCAUCCAGAACCGGUAUCCAGCAAAGAAAUGAACUGUUUCCCUCAUAACUUCCUUAAACCAUUCUGCCUCCUCCCCAGAGGGAGAUUUGCAGCAAAACACCACCCUGUUGGCACUGCCUGCCUCCUCUCUGUGCUCCACCACUCUGCAGGGAUGAAACAUUUACAGCCCCAUUAGGAAAUAUUUUCCUUGCGGAUACCCGUCACCGGAGAGUUCAUCCAAGGGCCCUACCUCCCUUGCUGUGCUCUGCUGGCUGAGCAGGAGUGUGUAUGAAUCUGCUCUUUCCUUUCACUUCUCAAGGUCUCUUUUUCAAUGGCCUUGUUCUCCUUGUGCCUUCUGUGUCCUGCAUGUUGCCCACAUGCUUGUUUCAGCUGUAUCGGGAAUUCAUGUAAGCAGAAGAAAUGUGAUAAUGUCUCGUAGUCAGAUUUAGGAGUGAGAAGCAGCUCCCUGGAGCAUUUGGCAGCUUUAAUAUUUUAUAGAUUCUUUUCCCUCUUCUCCUUCACAGCUGACGUAUGCAAGGCCUUAUUGCAAAUCUUCUGUUACGUGAAUUUGAAUGCGUUGUUGCUUUCUACCAAUACCCCCUUUCCCUGAGUUCUUUCAUUACCAAUAAACUGCAGACAGGUGAAAAGA